AUGGCGGCGCGCGUUCUUGGGGCGUGCGCGAGCCAGGCUGCUCUCCCCCUAGCUUGUGUGUGGGCUAGGCUCGCCGUGGGCUCCCGGCUUGGCCGCACUUGCUCGCUAGUCGUGCGCCCGGGGCUUUGUGGCGGGGCCGGCUUGGGCUUUGUGUCCUGACUUCUGCGCUGGCCCGCGGCGCUGCCCCCGGUCCAGGGAUCCCUUUUCCAGGCGGCGACGGCGGCGGCGGCGCAGCCCCGGAGCAGCUGCGAGCGUGCGAGCGAGCGAGCGAGCGCGCCGGCGUGAGCGACGACUGUGAGGGGCCGAGGAGGGGGGCGAGUCGCCGAAGCCCAAGAUGCCGGAGUUCCUGGAGGACCCUUCCGUCCUGACCAAAGACAAGUUGAAGAGCGAGUUGGUGGCCAACAACGUGACGCUGCCGGCCGGCGAGCAGCGCAAGGACGUGUACGUGCAGCUCUACCUGCAGCACCUCACGGCGCGCAACCGCCCUUCGCUCGCCGCGGGCGCCAACAGCAAGGGGCCCCCCGACUUCUCCAGCGACGAGGAGCGCGAGCCCACCCCGGUGCUCGGCUCCGGGACCUCCGCGGGCCGCGGCCGCGCCGCCGUCGGCAGGAAAGCCACAAAGAAAACUGACAAACCCAGACCAGAGGAUAAAGAUGACCUAGAUGUGACAGAGCUCUCUAAUGAAGACCUUCUGGAUCAGCUUGUAAGAUACGGGGUGAACCCUGGUCCCAUUGUGGGGACAACCAGGAAGCUGUAUGAGAAAAAGCUGCUGAAACUGAGGGAACAGGGGACAGAAUCCCAAUCUUCUACUCCUCUGCCAACAGUCUCUUCCUCAGCAGAAAAUACAAGACAGAAUGGAAGUAAUGACUCUGACAGAUACAGUGACAAUGAUGAAGGAAAGAAGAAAGAACACAAGAAAGUGAAGUCCACUAGGGAUUUUGUUCCUUUUUCUGAACUUGCAUCUGCUUCCCCUGGUGGAUUUUUCCAGGGUAUUUCUUUUCCUGAAAUCUCCACCCGUCCUCCUUUGGGCAGGACUGAACUGCAGGCAGCUAAGAAAGUACAUACUUGUAAGGGAGACCCACCUAGGGAGUUUUUUACUGACACAGCCUUGCCUGGGAGGGGACAGGUGCAGAAGGUAGCGCCUGGACGGAAUGCAUGUAUUCCUUCCGAGUCUAGCUAUGAUAGAUACGUAGAGAAGAGUUCUUCGUCAUCUUCUCAGCACGAAAUCGCUGCCAGGCUGGCCUCUGCUGCAGCUUCUCCUUCACGGAUAAGAGAAACUACUACUACUUACUCUAAAGACAUAGUAGAAAAUAUUUACCGUGGAGGAAAACGUAGAACUCGGCCUUCGUGUACUGAGGAGUCUGAUGUUUCAGAUCAGUCAGUUCUCUCUAGUGAAAGAGAAGUUCUCCAAGAGUCAGAGAGAUCACAGGUCCUUUCUCCACCACUUGCUCGUGAAAUCAGAGAUUAUGUCAAUUCUCUGUUAGUCCAGGUUGGGGUUGGCAGUUUGCCUGGGAUUUCUAAUUCUGUCCCCUCACUGGAUGUAGAAAGCAUAUGUAAGAGACUUGGCCAGUCUAAUCGUCAAGAGUUUGAAUCCCUGUCUCCUCCCCGCACAGUCCCUAGACUCAGUGAGACGCCCCCAAAGGAAGGGGGCCCAGGGUCAUGUGUGGCAUUUCAGAAUAUACCUGAAUCUGAACAUAUGUCUUCUUUUGCCAAAAGUGUUGUCUCUCAUUCCCUUACUACCUUAGGGAUAGAAAUGUCUGGGCAACCACAGCAUGAUAAAGUAGAUGCCUCAGAACCAUCUUUUCCUCUACAUGACUCUAUUUUAAAAGUAAUCGAAGAGGAGUGGCAGCAAAUUGAUAGGCAGCUGCCUUCACUGGCAUGCAAAUACCCAGUUUCUUCCAGCGAGGCAACACGGAUAUUAUCAGUUCCAGCAGUAGAUGAUGAAAUCUUGGGGCUUGUUUCUAAAACCACCCCACAAGCAGCAAUUCAGGCAUCCUCCUCUGAGUCUUGUGAUAAACAUUUGGACUUAGCUCUCUGUAGAUCUUAUGAGGCUGCAGCAUCAGCACUGCAGAUUGCAGCCCACACUGCCUUUGUGGCUAAGUCUCUGCAAGCCAACAUAAGUCAGGCUGCACAGGCCAUUAGUUCAGAUCCUAGCUGUGCACCCCAAGCACUUGAGAUUCUGAGCAGAACCUAUGAUGCAGCUUCAUAUCUCUGUGAUGCUGCGUUUGAUGAAGUGAGGAUGUCUGCUUAUGCCAUGGGGUCUUCUACUGUGGGGCGGCGUUAUCUGUGGUUGAAGGACUGUAAGAUUAACCCAGCUUCUAAGAAUAAACUAACUGUUGCCCCCUUUAAAGGCGGAACAUUAUUCGGUGGGGACAUACACAAAGUUAUUAAAAGGCGUGGAAAUAAACAGUAAUAAAGUCAAGGACAGAGACAAAGUUAUCUUUGAUUUGUAGAGUUUAUGAACCUUUCUAGGAAUUCUAGCAGCUUCUAUGCCAGAAUUUUCUUUUCUUUUUUAGUCUAAUAGAGCUAAUUUCAAGGUGUUAAGCUUCUGCUCAUCAAUUUAUAAUAUAAUCACAAAUAUAGAAGCCUAGUACAGUUUAGGGUUAGAUCACAUAUUUACCUCACAGAAGUUGACAGCUUCCUCUUUUACAUAACACUUUUAUAGAAGCCUUACAUUGCUUUCUUUUUAGUUAAAUAUUUUACAACUUUUAGAUAUAAAAAGAAUUCCGCAACUAAAACUAAAAUAUCAGUAGAAUCCUCACCUUUUUUUGUUUGUUUGAUUUUUCCAAGACAGGCUCCGAGUAGCCCAGGCUGUUCUAGAACUCAUAAAGAUCUGUCUGCACCGUGAGUGCUGGGAAUAAGGACAUGUGCCACUGCUGCCCAGUGGCCUCAAGUUUUUCUUUUGAAGCGGUGACAUUCACGCACUUCUUUAUGCCUAGAUCAUAGUUAAACAUUACUAACCACUUGAAACAUUGAUUCCCCUCCCUCUUGUCAAAGGAAUUUGUUUUGAAGAGUCUAGUGUGCAGGAAUGCCAACUCUUUCUCAACAGCAGUGGAAUAGGCACACAGCCCUGUGAUUUCAGAGUCAGCUCUGCUUUCUGCUGCUUAUUUUCACUACAUAAAUCUCUUGCUUGAAGGCCUUUUGUUCACUCGUGACAUUGCAAGGCAUCUACAGGUGACCUUUGUAGUUUAAUUCUUAUCACUCUUGGCUAAGUAUCUACACAUUCUAAAAUGUGUCUGAAUUCUUGUUCAUACUUCUGUCUACAACAAACUUCUUAAUAAUUCUAGAUCAGUGAAACUCUUUAAGUGCCAGCACACAAACUUGCUGAUUCACAGACAUUGUAUCAGAAUGAGGGGGAAAGGACUGCAUCUCAGUGGUAAGAAGCAUGUGCUGAUCUGAUUGUGCAUGUGGCCCUGAGUUCAGUUCACUGCCACCCAAAUAAAGUUUAAUCAAAGUAUUUAAAUCUAGACACCCUUUGUAAGAGAACAGUGAGGGAUAUAUUGCACGCCUGUAUAUAUGUGUACACACACUCACAUGGGUGCCUAUUUUUUUAGUAAACUAAUUUUAAAAAAGCAAUGCAUACCUGUACCUUCUGAUAGAGAAGGUAGCCAUCAAUUCAGGGGCCAUACAAGCAUGUGACCACACUUUGAGAAACACAGCUACGGACAAUAGAUAUUCUAGUAUAGUUCAUGUUCACUCAACAUGACUUGUUAGAUGAAUAAGACAGUAAAAAGGGCUUUUUUUACUUACAUGUGUUUAAAGAGAUGUCCACAUUAGGUAAAUUUCAUAUCUGAAUGCUAAAAGCAAAUUUGAAUUCUUUUCUAAAAUCCUUAAGAAAUUUUACUAUUCCCCUAUGUCUGUGUCUGAAUGAAGCAUGUAUUAUCCUGAUUUCAUUUGUAUGGUGGUAAGGUAAGGUAUGGUAGCCUGAUUGUAGAGACAAUGGAAAGUAGAGUUCCUUGAGUGUACGUGUCUACUGCUACCAUGUUGUUAGACUGCACACUCCCACCUCUGCAGCUUUGUUAUUUGUCUUCUAAAAUGUACAUGUAUACAUGUACCUGUUAAGUACUGUGUGAUUUCUUUAAAGCAAUGUAUUCCUGUAGAAUGCGUCUACAAAUUCAAUAAAGUUGUUAAAUUUGAA
Messenger RNA from Mesocricetus auratus (golden hamster), 4138 nucleotides. It is a transcript of the gene Tmpo, whose product is annotated as thymopoietin. The record is from RefSeq and is a predicted model, not a curated record. The coding region runs from base 335 to 2413 and encodes 692 amino acids. Lineage: Eukaryota; Metazoa; Chordata; Mammalia; Rodentia; Cricetidae. The transcript has 4 exons. Gene Ontology annotation, molecular function: DNA binding.